Messenger RNA from Chaetomium globosum CBS 148.51, 5037 nucleotides. RefSeq lists its product as uncharacterized. The record is from RefSeq and is a predicted model, not a curated record. The transcript is spliced from 6 exons. The coding region runs from base 1 to 5037 and encodes 1678 amino acids. Lineage: Eukaryota; Fungi; Ascomycota; Sordariomycetes; Sordariales; Chaetomiaceae.
AUGGCCUCUAUCAACAAACACCCGAGCCGGUUCGAGCUUACAGCCGUCUACCAUCAUCCACAAGCCAAAGCCGACAUCGUCCUCGUCCACGGCCUCAACGGGGCGCCAGAGAAGACAUGGACGGCUCCGAACGGGGUGUACUGGCCCGCCGACUUGCUGCCGACUUCGUUGAAGGACCAACAUGCCAACGUGCUGGUAUACGGGUACAACGCCGAUGUGUACGGAGGGUUCUGGGAACGGCCUGCGAAGAGUCCGAGUGACAACUUCAUCCAUCAUCACGCACAAACUCUCGUCACGACUCUCACCCACUACCGCAAGAGCGAAGGGACUGAACGGAACCCCAUCAUAUGGGUCGUCCACAGCCUCGGCGGCAUAGUCACAAAGCGGGCGCUCCUGUAUUCGAAUGACCUGCGAGAUCCCAACCAGGAAGACCUCCGCUCGAUCUACGUUUCAACGUAUGGUAUCAUCUUUUUGGGAACACCACACAACGGGUCGAAUGCAGCCGCGUGGGGUGGGAUAAUACAAAGAAUGGCGGAUGCUGUUGUCCCGAAGAAAAUCUUUGAGUCCGAAUCCGUGCUCCUCAAGUCGCUUAAGAAGGACAAUGAGACGCUCCAGCAGAUAUCCAGCCAUUUCUUGGAUAUUUACCAGAAGUUCAAGAUCCACAUGGCGCAUGAGAACCAAAAGACAGAUGUAAAAGGGUCGAAGAUUCUGGUCGUGGACGCCUCAUCUGCAAGCCCACAACUUGUCGGUGUCACGUACUACGGCAUCGAAGCUACACAUUCUCGCAUGUGCAAGUUCGAGAGCGAGAAUGCGCCCGGCUACCGGACCGUCUCUACGGCCAUUCGAGAGUGGAUUGCGGACGCCCCCGAAGUGAUACCAAUCCGCUGGGAAGUGGAAGAGGAUCAGCGCCGGGUUAGAGCGAAUCUGGAGUACUUCGAGCGUGCUCGGCAAUAUGGUGCUGCGUCUCUCCCUGGCGGAAACUCGCAGCAGGCAAUUGCCCAGAAUAGCAAUGGGAUCACCCCAUCCCCAGUCCAACCACCGCCCCUAGAGCCCGGCCGAUCCAUCUCCGCGCCCCUCCUAACCGACACCGCCCACCCAGCCACGCCUCCGACGGCGUACUCCCCCAAACUCCUCCCCGCGCUCCCCGAGUCCCAACCCCUCCCCGAGCCCGACCACGAGCCGCUCUUCAUCCACCCGGAGACGUUCCGCCCCAACUCGUACUUCAUCGGCCGCGAGGACGAGCUGCGCGGGCUGCACGAGAUGCUCAUGGACCGCAAGCGCCGCUCCGAGGGCACCUCGGCCGUGCUGAUCCAGUGCCUGCCCGGCGGCGGCAAGACCCACCUCGCCCGCCAGUACGUCUUCCAGCACCGCGACGACUACCCGGGCGGCGUCUACUGGGUGCGCGCCAAGAGCCGCCAGGAGCUCGAGUACUGGUUCUGGCGCAUCGCGAGGAACGAGGCCCUGAAGGGCCUGGUCGAUCAGCGCGAUGUGGAUGAGUUGAGGGACCCGAGGAGGAUUGUCCAUAUUGUGAGGCGCUGGUUGAGUGCGCAGUCGGAGUGGUUGAUCGUUUUUGAUGGUGUGCAGUUUGAUACGCCGGGCUUGCAUGAGUUUAUCCCGGAUGCGAGGAACACGAGCUUGAUCUAUACGUCGACCGAGCGGGCGGUGACCGGGGACCCGCGAUUUGAUAACCCGCAAGUUAUGGAGCUUGGGCUGAUGACCGCGCAGGAGGCGCAGGAUUUAUUGUUGCUUGAGACGGAGAGGCGGCGGCCGUGGAGUGUGGAGGAUCAGGCCAUCGCGCUGGAGCUGGUGGGCUUGAUGGGGAGGUUGCCGCUGAUGAUUCACGUUGCAGCACAGCAUCUGAAGGCGACGAGAGAGCCGUUGUCGAGGUAUCUCAGGUCGUAUCGGAAUCGGCCGAAGGCGGGGAAUCUGCCGGCAUACAAGGUUGUGCGAGAGCAGCUGGAGAAUAGGGGCGAGAACGAGGCGCUGAACUUGAUGUCGUUGUUGGUCUUCUUCGAUCAGCACGUUCCGGUCGAAAUGCUCGCGCUCGGCAUUUCUGCGCUCGAUAAGGUCACCCCCGUCAAGAGCUGCGACGCCACCCACAGGAAGGCGAGCCUCAACAAUACGCUCAAAGUUCUCAUCGCCUUUGCCCUGCUCGAGCGGUCUGAGAGCGAUGACAUCUCACCUACAAGUUCCCGCAGCUCUAAGCGGAGCUUCGAUAGGCACGUCGACUACCUGGACUUGCUCCGUAUCCAUAGCGUCGUCCAGGCCUUCUUCAUCGACUCCCUGGACGAGCAGCACCAAAUCCCAUUCUGGCUCGAGCGAGCGGUGGCCGUUUGGGCCAGAUCAUACGAUGACGCGGACAGGCGUAUUCAGGAGGACCCGAGAGUCGGUCUGCCCGAUGACUACCGCCGCUUCUGCAUACAUGGCGAGAAGCUCCUUAAGAAUCUCACUCGAUUCGAGAAGCGGUAUCCGAAGCUCGCCGUUGCUAAGUCGCACCUGGAACAGCGGCUGGGCAGGAUCCAAGGGCAAAUCGACGACCUAUCACAUACUAUUCAAAAGAACAUCCUCGAUGGCUCUGGAGAGGAAUAUCCUGCCUCGGUUUUUGACCGGAUCAGCAGUUCCUCGCAGUCCGAUGCGGCAACCAUGCAGUCUCACAGCAGUCAACUCAGCCGGGUGGGAUCUCUUGGUGAUGGCGACGUCGACUUGGUCCAGUCCCCGGUAACGGAGUUGCUGGAACAGGACGCCCAAAUGCUAGUACCAUAUCCUACUACACCAGGUGUGAUGCCAAUGGUGCCCGAGAUCACCGAGGACGAUGAUCAGGAGACUGUUGUGUUGUCUGUGGCAGGGACGCAGGUUCACGUGGGGGCAACGGAUCCGGUCGACACCAGUUCACUACCGCCAGAUCCAUACGACCGUCAACACGACGCGGCAUACUUUGAUGACUGGCAAAGCUCUAUUCCACAUCAUAGAGUACUCAAGCGACAGGAGACUCGGCGAUACCAUGAUCGUGCCGGUUCCUGGAGAGCCAUGACCGUGAGCGAUCCGCGGGUUGGACUCAGCUGGGAGGUUGCGCUCGGCUCCAUCUUGAGCAGAAGGGAUGCUUCACCGUCGUCAUCCGGGGCUCACUUGACAGCCCAGAGCGAGGCGGAGAUGCAGCUAAAUAAGAUCAAGAAGGCAGCGCCGCCAUCCCCCAGGCAGAGAGGCAGCUUUGGCUCCCAGUCUAUGGCUCGACCUAUGACACUUGUUGGGAGAAACAGUUGGGCAGUUCCCCAAGCCCAGAAGACGCCCGACACCGACGUGGCGCAAAUCCACCCUGAAGAAUUCUCAAGCGGCCUCACGCAGAUCUUGUCGUCCCCUAAGAGCUGGACAGAGGCAACAAUAAAGAUGCUGAAGAAGACGGUGAUGCCUUCGGACAAGCCCAACAAGUCACCACCUCGACCUCAGAAACCCCAGACGCCGCCAGAGGAAGAACUCAUUGUUCCUCCCUCGGGCAUCUUCCGCGGCAGCCGGUCAGCCAACUCGAGCCCAGCAAGCCACUCCUCUCCGUUCCCCCCGCCUUCCCUCUCUGGUAUACCCACGGAUGAACUGUUCUCUAAAGCCGGCGUCCCAAUUGUCGUUCGCCGCUGGGACACAGUCGUCUAUCACCCCGACGGUACGCCGAUCAGCUCAUCUGGUAUCGAGUGGUCCAGCGCCUCCGAUCCCCUCUCCCACUCCUUUCCGACCCUACCCCCAAGUAGGCACCACCACCCCGGCAACAUCAACACUGCCCAGCUCCUCCUCCACGGCAGCAACGGCGGUCCUCCGGCAGGAUACUCCUCUCAGCCUAUGUCGCGCGACGGCUCGCACCAGUCAAACCCCAGCAUCAACAUCCACAGUCCGACCGCGGCAAUCCAUUCCGCACGGUCAAGCUCGCCGUCCCCAUCACCCACCGGGACAGACCCAGCUCAACGAGCCAGCCCGCCCGGAUAUGCAACGAGCGCAAUGGCAACUGGGGGCAGCCCAACCGGCAGUCGCCCCAUCCCGACCCCAUCCUCCCGGCUCGCGCCCUUCCCCUUCGCGCGCGGCCGCCGACCCUCCUACACCGAAACGGAGCCCUCCCCAAGGAUGGACACACCCUUCCCCGACGUCGACACCUCCUACCGGCACUGGGCCGACCAACACAACCACAGCCACCACCAACCCGACUACCACAACCCCCCACCGCUGCCACUAACAGCAGGCACGUCCUUCCCACCUCCCACCAGCAGCACCAUCCCGCGAACCCGCCCCAUCACCAACCCCUUCCGCCUACGCACCGGCCGCCGCGCAGCCCGCAUCCUGCCCACCCGCGGCGCCGCCGCACGGCGCGCCCAACAACAACAUCAACAACAACAACAACCGCGCGACGGCCGCUCCCGACGCGCGCACUCCCUCUCACCCUCGGCAGGCGCAGGCCCGCCCGCGGGCUCAACAGGCUCCCCCGUGCCCUGGCCGCCGGCGUCACCAUCCACCACCAGCUCGCCGCUCUCGGCGUCAGGACCAGCGUCGUUGUCGUCGUCGCUGAGGGGGAGGGCGCUGGCGCAGGCGAGGGAUGUGGCGGGGGCGGGGGCGGGGUUGGGGUUGGGGAUAGGGCAGCAGCAGCAGCAUCUGAGUCCGCUGGCGGAGUGGGCUGUGCCUCCCCAGGAGACGGAAACGGGGGCUGCUACUGGGACGGGGGUGGGGACUGGGGUGGUGCUUGGGGAGGUGGUGCCGAUGGGAGGGGAGGAUAUGGCGCGGUCGGGGUCGGCGGGGAGUCAUAGUUACAGUCACAGUCGCAGUCGGAGUGGGAGUGGUGCUGAUGCUGGUAUUGGUGGGGUGGCCGCGGCGGGGAUCAGGAUGGAGGAUGGUACGGUCGUGGAGUUUGGGGCGCCUGCUUUGGGUUCGGCGAGCGGUUCUAGUCCGGGGCUGGGAUUGCCUGGUCCUGGGCGGGGAGGUGGUGGCGGCGGCGGCGGUGGGAAGAAGCCGAGGAGGGGGAGUUUCCCUGGGAUGGGGCCGAAUGGGUUCGUGGUUUUUGAUUGA